CAGCAAGCAGUGAUAACAUUGGAGAGUCAAGCAACUAUAAGAGUGGAGGUACAUAUGGUAAAUUUGAGUAUGAAAGCAAGAAAGUGGAAAAAGAAAAAGGCUACUAUACCAGGGAGCAAUCAGAAGAGGAGACCACCGAGCAGGAGAACAUGGUAAAAGAAACCACUGGUCAGGAAGAGACACCUCCAUCGGAGGUAGAAACCAAUGAAAUGAAGAUUCCUAGUCCUGCUAUCUAUUUAACUGUCCUGGAGGAAGUACUGAUGCCAGAAGAAGAGGAGGAGUUUGCCAUUGGAGAACCAAAAACAGAUAUAGACAACCUAACAGAGGAAGAAUGA
Messenger RNA from Acaulospora morrowiae, 335 nucleotides. NCBI's taxonomy places the organism in Eukaryota, Fungi, Glomeromycota, Glomeromycetes, Diversisporales, Acaulosporaceae. The record is from the annotation of a GenBank genome assembly.